Microthlaspi erraticum is the source of this 966-nucleotide messenger RNA. Lineage: Eukaryota; Viridiplantae; Streptophyta; Magnoliopsida; Brassicales; Brassicaceae. The record is from the annotation of a GenBank genome assembly.
AUGGAUCGUUCCAUUGUUUCCAGUAGCGGAGAUGAAUCUGAGACAACUCUCCCUGAUGUAUUGGCAUUCAAGAAUACCAAUCAUCCUAUCAAGAAGCAGAUCAGUGGCUGUGGCACAAUCUGUGUUAAACAAGAUGAUCCUUGCCAUUUCUUCCGUGUCCUCUAUGAGAGUCUGAUAGCAGGAGGAAUAGCUGGUCUUGUUGUGGAAGCUGCUCUGUACCCAAUUGAUACCAUCAAAACCCGAGUACAAGUAGCUCGAGAUGGAGGAAAGAUAAUAUGGAAAGGUCUAUACUCUGGUCUUGGUGGAAACCUUGCUGGUGUCUUACCUGCUUCAGCUUUAUUUUUCGGUGUAUAUGAACCAACCAAACAGAAACUUCUCAAGGUUUUACCCGAACAGUUUAGUGCCGUUGCACAUUUGGCUGCAGGUGCUUUAGGAGGUGCUGUUUCAUCUAUCGUUCGAGUUCCAACCGAAGUUGUUAAACAGCGGAUGCAAACUGGACAAUUUGCUUCGGCCCCUGAAGCUGUUCGUCUUAUCAUAGCCAAGGAAGGCUUUGGAGGCAUGUAUGCGGGUUUUGGAUCUUUCUUGUUGCGAGACUUGCCUUUUGACGCGCUCCAGUUUUGUGUAUAUGAGCAGUUACGGAUCGGAUACAAGUUAGCUGCAAGAAGAGAUCUAAAUGAUCCAGAGAAUGCAAUGCUUGGUGCCUUUGCAGGUGCUUUCACUGGAGUUUUGACCACUCCUCUAGACGUAAUCAAAACCAGAUUAAUGGUUCAGGGCGCAGGAAAUCAGUAUAAAGGAGUUUCGGAUUGCAUUCAGACGAUACUAAGAGAAGAAGGAUCAUCAGCUUUAUGGAAGGGAAUGGGUCCAAGAGUAUUGUGGAUUGGUAUUGGAGGUUCAAUUUUCUUUGGAGUUUUGGAAAAGACAAAGCAGAUACUUUCAGAGAGGAGCCAAAAGAGCCACAAGACUUGA